AUGUAUGGACAAACGGCCCUUUCACAGCGGGAAAACGAAUAUCACAACCUGAGAAUACAAGUCGAACAGCUGAGGAGAGAAGCUGCUAUAUCCAGGAAAAAAAUUUCAGUUUGUUCUGAUGAGUAAGUCAGAAUUGUCACGAUAUCGUUGAUUUAAGCUUUUGAAAGCGCUGUUUUGUUUGCCUUUGUCCUCUUUUCUAAGCACAUUAUUAAUGCAAAUUUACAGGUAUUGUUUCCAUUUUGAUGUGAACCUUUUGUGUGAUUAAAUUUGUAUGGAUUCUAUUAUCCAUAAUGGGCGCUCGGGGCGCUCGGCGUUAUAGCACGUACUCCCAAGUUGUGACAGGACGAUUUUAGAACAUAAGUCACGAGAUGAAAUUCAUCUCUUUUCGUAGUAAGACUUUGUAUUUCUUAUAAUGUCCGUUAGAGUAUAAAUCCACAGUAGUUUGUCAACGUUUUAACCCUGAAUAUUUUAAUGACGUUACUUAGUUGUUUACGAAUUGCGUUCGUGACGUUUAUAGCAAGCAGCAGUGACNAACCUGAGAAUACAAGUCGAACAGCUGAGGAGAGAAGCUGCUAUAUCCAGGAAAAAAAUUUCAGUUUGUUCUGAUGAGUAAGUCAGAAUUGUCACGAUAUCGUUGAUUUAAGCUUUUGAAAGCGCUGUUUUGUUUGCCUUUGUCCUCUUUUCUAAGCACAUUAUUAAUGCAAAUUUACAGGUAUUGUUUCCAUUUUGAUGUGAACCUUUUGUGUGAUUAAAUUUGUAUGGAUUCUAUUAUCCAUAAUGGGCGCUCGGGGCGCUCGGCGUUAUAGCACGUACUCCCAAGUUGUGACAGGACGAUUUUAGAACAUAAGUCACGAGAUGAAAUUCAUCUCUUUUCGUAGUAAGACUUUGUAUUUCUUAUAAUGUCCGUUAGAGUAUAAAUCCACAGUAGUUUGUCAACGUUUUAACCCUGAAUAUUUUAAUGACGUUACUUAGUUGUUUACGAAUUGCGUUCGUGACGUUUAUAGCAAGUAGCAGUGACCUUAAGAAUCCUAAAACCUUAGUUCGCGAAGCUUUUGUUUUUGCUUAUUUCCUGCGGCUUAUAUGGCUUACAAUUCAGAAUUUCUCAUUUAUAUAUUGAUAUCUUUACUGAAAAUGAUAAUGACAUGAGAGUUAGAGAGUUAGGGAAAUUAUAAUAAUCAGCAUUAAGCAACUUCAUUCCAAGAGAAGCUGAUUCUAUGAGGAAUUCAAGGUCAUCAUUAAGUUGAUGCUAUGGCCUUGAAAAGGGCUUUUCGAGGGAAGUGAAAUGUAUACACGUAUCAGAAGUUUUAUUGCUCUGUCAUUUUUUUUAGCAUCAUCGUAAAUACCAGUUUCCAUAGGAUUAUCCUCUUCGAUGAUGGAAUUCUUUAGCCGCUGGUCAUGCGGUCAGGACAUGCCUCCUAAAGAGUAUUUUCACAUGACACCACGGCAGCCAUACCAAUCCUGUUGGAAUUGAGCAAUAUAUUUCUUAUGCAUAUACAUCCCAACUCUCCCGGAUUCGGCGCUGAUCUGCCGCUCUCCCACUCUCCCGUACAGAUCACCAAAUCUCCCGGAUAAAAUGGACUUUUAAGCUUUUCUAUGCUUUUUGUUUGAAACUCAGCCCGUUUUUUCCCCUCAAAAUUUGAACUUUUUGUAUUCAUUGUGUGGUCUGGGACAUUUUUGCACGUAUUAAGUUGAGUCACUGACAAAGAUAAUUUGUUUCAUCAUUACAAUGACGAAAGCGAAUUUUUAUAUUGGGUGGGGGGGCUGUUGGAAGUGUUGUGCAAAAUAGAGGUUGGCAUCUCUGCGUAUAUAAAUGCUCUCUUUUGUUCUAAUAAAUUUGCGUAGAUGCUGCCCACAUGAGUGAAAAUACUCCAUGGUCAUUUUUGUUAGCUUUAGAAGAAAAAGCUGCCUUAAAAAUAUUUUGUGUAUGUAUCUUUUAAUAAUUAUCAAAUGUCUAAGUCAUCAGGUAUUAUUAUUAGAAGCUCUGUCUUCUUAAAAAAGUCAGUCUCAGUUGAAUUAAGUGUUUGACCAAUCCUAGGUUUAUUGAGAGGCCUUCCACCUCCCCUCCCCCGCCCCCUCUCCUCAAUUUGCAGUUAUUUGCGCCACACACAAGUUGAGUCAUUAGAACAGUUGAAUAAAACUAGAGUAGCUGGCUGUUUAUGGAAUGAACAACAACACAACAAAUUAAUAUAACUAAGUAAUUAUCUGUUAUUCAUUACAUAGGAAUCAAUCUUUUUAACCUUUGUUUUGUUGUGUUUUUUCUUGUUGUAGCCUCGCUCGAUUCUGCCAAGAGAAGCGAUGUGAUGAUCCUUUGCUAGGAAAGAUUCCAAAUGCAAACAAUCCUUACAGAGAUAAGGGAAUGACAUGCUUGCUGCUAUGA
Messenger RNA from Porites evermanni, 2377 nucleotides. NCBI's taxonomy places the organism in Eukaryota, Metazoa, Cnidaria, Anthozoa, Scleractinia, Poritidae. The record is from the annotation of a GenBank genome assembly.